UAUCCCCUCAUCACUUACCACAACCUAAGCACCGAUGACGGGGUGCGGAAAUUAUGCGUACGAGGAUGGAGUAACAUGCCUUCUUUCUCGGAUUUUCCGUUGCUUCCUUAGGCGGAUUUCGAUCCUCAUAUGAAUACAAUUUGAUUUCAAGAUUGUGAUCGAGACUCGAAUCUGAGGAAAUGGCAUCAGACAACACACUUCGUAGUUACUCCAUUAUACCGUGCUUCAUCUUUGUAGAGCUCGUGAUCAUGGCGGGAACGGUGCUGUUGGCGUACUGCUUCGAGUGCACGGACACGUUCAGUGUGCACAUCCAGGGCUUCUUCUGCAGCGACGCCGAGCUCCUGAAGCCUUACCCCGGGGGGGAGGAGAGCAGCUUCAUACCGCCCCUCAUCCUGUACUGCGUGGUGGCGGCUACGCCCCCCGCUACUAUUUUCAUUGGAGAGAUCUCAAUGUACAUCAUGAAAUCUACCCGGGAGGCCCUGUUAGCCCAAGAGAAGACCAUAGUGACGGGGGACUGCUGUUACCUGAACCCGCUCAUUCGCAGGAUUAUUCGGUUUAUCGGUGUCUUCGCUUUUGGGCUUUUUGCCACAGAUAUCUUUGUGAACGCAGGUCAGGUUGUUACUGGGAAUCUAGCUCCUUACUUUCUUAGUGUCUGCAAGCCAAAUUACACAGGAACAGAGUGCCGCUUCAACCACCAGUUCAUCUCGAACGGCAACAUCUGCACCGGUGACCAGGCGAUCGUGGAGAAGGCCAGGAAGUCAUUCCCAUCCAAAGAUGCAUCUCUUAGCGUGUAUUCAGCCGUUUACCUGACGAUGUACAUCACAAGCACCAUAAAGACAAAGAGCAGCAGGCUGGCCAAACCGGUGCUCUGCCUGGGCACCCUGUGUGCGGCGUUCCUCACGGGUCUGAACCGGGUCUCGGAAUACCGCAACCACUGCGCCGACGUCAUCGCCGGAUUCGUCCUCGGGAGCUCGGUCGCCCUGUUUCUGGGAAUCUGUGUUGUCCAUAACUUCAGGGGGGUCCACACAGCCCCCUCCAAGCAAAAAACAGAGGAGUACCGUGGGCUCCCACUGAUGACCUUCCCCCGCGUGGAGAGCCCCCUGGAGACCCUUAGUGCACAGAACCACUCAGCAUCGAUGACGGAGGUCACAUGACUAAGAGGGCAGCAUAGAGUUACCUUCGCAUCACCUCAAGAGUUCUAGGCACAAAUGUUUUGUACUGUGUCAUACUGUAAAAAAUGGACAGUAUUAUGGUGUACCUAGUUAGAUGCAGAUGUUUUGUACAUUUUGUAUAAGAGAGUGCUGUAGCUAACCCUUAUUAUGUCAACUUAAAACCAUCACAUCUCAGAAUGUAUGCCUUCCUAGCCGUGUUUUUACAUUACAAAGUAAAUCCCUAUAUAACAUGGUAUUGAAACAUUGAUGUUGUCAUGUGGUAUUUGUAUAACAAACUGUAAAUCUUCCAUAAAGGUCAGAUUUUGUAACCUUUUUGUUAGCAUUGUAUAAACUUACUACUUUGCCCAACUUUGCCUGCAGUUUUUCAGGAAUGUUUUGGUAUUGAUAUAUUUUGGUGUAAAGAAAAGACAACAGACACAUUGUGAUCCCUUAUUGAUGUUUUUUCCUUUGCCAUCUUUACUUGUUCUUUCACUCAGCAUGGAGUAAAGAAAAUAAAUCCCCAUUUGUACUUUGUUUCAACUGCCAUUCCAAUACUAUGUAUUCUUUAUAGAUUUUUGACUUUGUCCACAUUAAAUAAUCUCUUCUUCAGUUCUUAAUUUAA
Molecule: messenger RNA, 1773 nt
Organism: Conger conger (European conger)
Lineage: Eukaryota; Metazoa; Chordata; Actinopteri; Anguilliformes; Congridae
Gene: plppr1
Product: phospholipid phosphatase related 1
Exons: 8
Coding region: 180-1154 (324 amino acids)
Biological process (GO): phospholipid metabolic process; signal transduction; phospholipid dephosphorylation
Molecular function (GO): phosphatidate phosphatase activity
Source: RefSeq, a predicted model, not a curated record